Molecule: messenger RNA, 753 nt
Organism: Rhizophagus irregularis DAOM 181602=DAOM 197198
Lineage: Eukaryota; Fungi; Glomeromycota; Glomeromycetes; Glomerales; Glomeraceae
Biological process (GO): double-strand break repair via break-induced replication; DNA-templated DNA replication
Cellular component (GO): GINS complex
Source: RefSeq, a predicted model, not a curated record
AUGUCUCGUAUUUUUGCUCUAGAUGAGUUAGGAACAUCAAGAGGACGUGUAAUACCUACUCGGCCUAUACGAGAAAUACCUGAUAUUGAUAUUGAUCUUGAUAUCGAUGAUUUAUCAGAUAGUGAUGUAGAGGAUAAAAAGGAACAAGAAACUCAAUUGCAAGUUGGAGAAGUAUAUAAUAGUUAUGAAACAUUGAAAAGAACUUUGAUUAAUGAGGAAUUUUCACCGGAAAUUUUAGAGUUUCAAGAUAGAGCUAUAAAUAAUUUAGAUAAAUUAAUACAAGAACAAAAUGCUAUUUCGAGUGAAAUGUUAUUAAUUCGUGAAAGAAAACCUUUUGGUAUGCUUCUGUUUAGUGAUAUUGAUCGUAUUAAAUAUAUUAUGGAAAAAUAUUUGCUAUGUAGAAGAGUUAAGAUUGAAAAUCAAGUCUUGAGCAUUCUCUCAUCUCCUAUAUAUAAAGGAAGAUUAUCCGAAGCCGAAUUAAGACACGCGGAAGAUUAUAAGAAAUUACUUGAAGAUUAUCUAAAAGCUGAACUUGGCAACAAACUUCCAGAAGAUUGUUUGGAGGAUGGUGUAAUAAAGACUUUUGAAAAAAGACCGGAUCUUUCGAAACCAGUAUUUUGUCGCGUUAUAAAACCUUUAGUUCCUAAGGAUUCACAAGACACUAAUUUAAAACACGAACCAGGAGAUGUUAUUAUGGAUAAAUAUAUGUAUAUGAGAGAUGCUCUCGAAGAUAAAUCCGUAGAAUUAAUAUAA